Hevea brasiliensis (rubber tree) is the source of this 516-nucleotide messenger RNA. Its product is annotated as flavonoid-6-hydroxylase-like. Lineage: Eukaryota; Viridiplantae; Streptophyta; Magnoliopsida; Malpighiales; Euphorbiaceae. The coding region runs from base 1 to 516 and encodes 171 amino acids. The record is from RefSeq and is a predicted model, not a curated record. The transcript has a single exon. Gene Ontology annotation, biological process: defense response to other organism. Gene Ontology annotation, molecular function: monooxygenase activity; heme binding; iron ion binding.
AUGUGGGCUCUCUCUUUAUUAAUCAAUCACCCAGAUGUCCUAAAAAAGGCCCAGCGCGAGUUAGACAUCGAUGUUGGUAAGGAAAGACAAGUACAUGAAUAUGAUAUGAGUAACCUGUUUUACCUUAAAGCCACCAUCAAGGAAACGCUGCAAUUAUACCCUAUUGGACCACUUUCUGUGCCGCACCAGUCCAUGGAGGACUGCAUUGUAGCUGGCUACCAUAUUCCGGCAGGCACAAGACUCCUCGUUAAUCUUACCAAGAUUCAUCAUGAUCCAAGGGUGUGGUCUAACCCUUCUGAGUUCCAACCAGAAAGGUUUCUUACAAUUCACAAAGAUUAUGAUGUUAGGGGCCAAAACUUUGAGUUUAUACCAUUUAGCAAUGGAAGAAGGAUGUGCCCUGGUGUCUCUUUUGUGCUUCAGGUUUUGCAAUUAACUCUUGCUACGUUGCUACAUGGGUUUGAUAUUGAAAACCCAACUAGCGAGACACUUGAUAAGAGUGAGAGCAUUGGCACUUGA